AUGGACCACAAUCAGCAGUUCACGCAGGAGCCAGAGUACACGUACUUCGCCGGUAUUGACGUGGCCGAGGACCCUAACUUGUACAGGCUAGGCGGAUUCCACCCAGUGCUCUUAGGCGACGUGCUUGACGACCGCUUCCGGGUAGUGCACAAGCUCAGCCGCGGCGCGGCUGUUUACUGCUGCCGCUGUACCGACACAGAAACAGACACGGGCAGAUUGGCCGAGCAGCUGUGGCGGCGCCACCUGGCUGUUCCGCUUGAGCACUUCCAGGUGCACGGUCCAAACGGGUCACAUCUGUGCAGCGUGCUGCCGGUGCUGGGGCCAUCGAUCGAUAACGCGGCCGACCAUUUCAGAGCAGUGCGGGCGCCGCAUGCCAUCAAGGACUUGUGUCUCCAGCUUGUCGAGGCCAUGAAUUCCCUGCAUCGCAUGGGGCUGUGCCAUGGCGACUUUUGGCCCGGGAAUAUCCUACUUCGCACCACUGACGAUAUCGACUGCCUGAGUGAGGAUGCGCUGGUCGAACUCUUCGGGGAGCCUGUCUUGUUGGCGGUGUCCAAGUCGCUGCUCCACGACGAGAAUGGGGAAUACUAUGGUGGCUAUGAAUACGAAGGACAUGCCCCUAACGAGUAUGAAGGUGGUGAACUAGACGAGGGAGACUAUAGCGAUCACGAUCACGAUCAUGACCACGAUCACAAUCAUGGCCACAACGAAGCCGAGGACGAAUACAUGGAGGAAUUCGACGAGACACUCGGCCCACAUGUGCCAAAAUAUCUUGUGCAGCCAGCCGGGUUAUACAUGGACGACGAGCGGGCACGGCGGUACAUCUCGACGACAAUAGCCGUAAUCGACUUCGGUGUGUCCUUUUCUCCAGAAACGUCGGGCGUCGACAUCAAAAACGCCAGCACGGGUAUCCCCGCGGCGUACGGUGCACCUGAAGACAUAUUCGCCAAAGGCCAGCUCGGGUUUGCCAGUGAUGUGUGGUCGCUUGCGGCAACGCUGUUUGUCACGGUCAGCGGUGCGCUACCGUUCUCUGACUUUUUUGGCCUAAAAACCAUGAUGCCGUGGCUCGAGAGCUACCUCGGCCCGCUGCCUGCCGUGUACCGUCCCGGGUGGGAGCGGUACCUUGAUGCGACGAAUACGGUAAGGCACGCGUUUGAGGACUGUGGCACGAAGGUGAGGGAUGAUGAGAGGAUUCCGGUGAGCAGGACGAACGAGUCGGUUGACAAGACGAGAGAGAGGCGUGUCAAGGAAUGGGGUACCGAAGACACGCUUGAGGCGAUCCUGCGGAGGGAGUUACGAUUCCCGGCUGAGACUGCCGAUACCAGUGGCACCGAUGAAGGCGAGGUUGAACGCGAGGAUGGAGGUGACGUUGUUUACGACUACUGUAUGAACUUGGACAACAUCGCGCAGCUUGCAGACCUGCUGCGUCGUAUGUUUGCGUGGAUGCCACAGGACCGCGCCACUCUUGAUGAGGUUCUGGCGCACCCGUGGUUCGAGGGCCACAGGAUCACAGUCGAUGCGACCGAUGGCCAUGAUGACAGCGAUGCAGACAGUGCAGCUUCCCCUAAUGGGUGGGGUGCGAGUCUUGGGCUCUCUGUCGUAACGGCGAGAAUUCUGCGGAGGGUGGCCGGUUUCCUAGGCUAUGCCUCCGAUGCAGAUGAGUCAGAGCUGGGGAGUGAGGUGCAGUAG
Molecule: messenger RNA, 1686 nt
Organism: Lasiosphaeria miniovina
Lineage: Eukaryota; Fungi; Ascomycota; Sordariomycetes; Sordariales; Lasiosphaeriaceae
Product: kinase-like domain-containing protein
Exons: 2
Coding region: 1-1686 (561 amino acids)
Biological process (GO): protein phosphorylation
Molecular function (GO): ATP binding; protein kinase activity
Source: RefSeq, a predicted model, not a curated record